Molecule: messenger RNA, 1097 nt
Organism: Homalodisca vitripennis (glassy-winged sharpshooter)
Lineage: Eukaryota; Metazoa; Arthropoda; Insecta; Hemiptera; Cicadellidae
Product: ankyrin repeat, SAM and basic leucine zipper domain-containing protein 1-like
Exons: 2
Coding region: 339-1097 (252 amino acids)
Molecular function (GO): protein binding
Source: RefSeq, a predicted model, not a curated record
UACAGCUGUUAUGUUAUUGUUUAUAACACCACAAUUAAGAAUUCACUUUUUCAAAUUGUUCAAUCCAAAUAAAAAUAUGCAUUGAGAGUAAAUCUUAUUGAUAAUUUAUUGGAAUGUAAGAACCUUUCGGUAUAUUAUUUUGUUGAUAUUGAAGAUAUACGUUAAAACAAUUGAAGUGUCAAGUUAAUUUGAAACUUAAAAAUACUUUGGUUAUGGUUAGUGGUAACAAACAAGUGUGCACUUUACAUUAGGUUAGUGGGUUUGAUCUGCACUUCUGGGCCCAAGGACUUUAUUUCCAUACUUCUUGAGUGUAUAAGAAGUUUAUUUUUCAGGUGGACAUGUCAAACAGCGUCAGUUAUUGCAGACCAGCGGGAUUGUCCGAUGAUGAAGAUGAUGAUGAUGAUGGUUUUGAAUUUUCAAGAGAUUAUAGUAACAAAAAUGUAUAUAUUGAUAAGAUACCAGAGUCUAAGGAGAGCCUCUUUUAUUCAGCCUUAAAAAACAAUGAAAUUGACACAAUGAAAACUAUGCUUGCUAAUGGUUUUCAUGUAGAUCAACCUCUGAGAGGAGGCUGGUCACCAUUGAUGCAUGCCUGCUUACUUUGUUCUCUACCUGUCGUAGAGUUUCUUAUAAAAGCACAAGCAAAUGUAAAUUUCAGCAAAGAGCUAUUUACUCCAAUGAUGGCUCUUUGUAAAGCCAGUUCAACAAAUGAAGAGGAAUUAUUGAAAUGCUUGGAUUUACUGCUUAAGAACGGUGCCACAGUUGAUGCAACGGAUAGAAACGCUACAACUGCACUCAUGUAUGCUUCAAGUUCUGGCCAUAUUGACCUUGUGAGAAGGUUGAUUGAGGACAAGUGUGAUGUCAACAUUCAGGAUACAGAGGGUUGGAGUGCUCUUUUCCAUGCGGUUGCUGAGGGACAUGAGAAAGUUGUUCAGGUCUUGCUUGAAGGAAAAGCUCGUCUGGAUUUGAUUGAUAUAAGAAGAAGAACUGCAUUCCAAUUGGCUUUACAGAAAGGAUUUGAUGAUAUAGCAAAAUUAGUCAGCUCCAAAAAAGAAAAAACGGAGAUUAUUGGAAGACGAAGAACCAGUUUUGCCAAAUAA